UUUUCAAUAACUUCUCUCUUCGGAACCGAACGUGUCGGACGCGUCGCUGCCGGGAAAAUAAGUUGCGUCGGCGUUUGCUGCGUUGCGUUGCGGCGUUGUUGUUUACGUGUUAAAUAAAAGUGUGUGUGAGAAGGGCGCGCUCCUGUAAGUGUGUGUGUUGUUGUUCGUUCUCAGCGUGUGUUUCGAAAUACCGCAUUGUUUAAUUACACCAUUACAGCCGCCGCGGCUAAUUUCAAUGCAAACAAAAGCUAGUGUGUGAAUGAAAUUAUGCUAAAAUAGAUAAUAGCCAGAGUUUGCGAGGUGCGAAGUCGAAGAAGAGCAAACAACAACAAAUUGCCAUCACCUUUGUCAGCAGCAAAAGCAAGAGAAAAAGCAAGGGGCCAAGAAGCAACAACUAAGCCGGCAUUGGAGGAGGCAAAAAUAAAAAUAAAUAUAAAAACAAAACGCAACUGCGACGUCAGCAGAGAGCCAAAGAGAAAGAAGAAGAAGUACGGAGCCUUGGUGGCCACAUUCCAGUUCCAACGUCAUCAGCCGGCGGAGGCCAACGCAGCCGCCAAACCCGGGUCACCGAAAUUCUUUCUUCCACCAAUCGCCCCGUCCCCCUCCAGAAAAAAAGCAGAAACUACAUCAGCGGAUUCAAGAUAUCAACUCACCCGUUGGAGUGAUAAGCUGUAUUAAAGGCCCCAAAAUGAAGCCCGCUCUGGGGCUGUUGAUGAUCUGCCUGGGCCUUAGCCUGGCCAAGGGAGAGACAAAUCUGCCGCCAGUAUUCACGCAGACCCUGAAUAACAUUAUCCUUUACGAGAAUGUGACUGUGGGAACCGUAGUUUUCCGACUGGAAGCCUAUGAUCCGGAGGGAAGUAAUGUGACCUACGGAGCUAUCGGUGCUGAUCACUUUAGCGUAGACCCGGUAUCGGGAAAUAUUACGCUGAUAAAACCAUUGGAUCGCGAGGAGAAGGAUACACUGAAGUUUCUAGUCUCUAUAAGGGAUCGUGUAGAUCCUGAGGGAGAAUCGGAGCGGGAUAAUGUAGUCGAAGUACCAAUUACUUUUAUCAUCCUUGAUCUGAACGAUAAUGCACCAGAGUUUCAGAAUACUCCCUAUGAAGCCGAUGUAAAUGAGGAUGCUAAAGUGGGAACCACUAUCUUUGAUAAGAUUCUUGUCAAGGAUAGGGAUAUAGCUGGCGACAGUCUCGAUAUAAAGUGUUUGCCCCAGCAGCAAAGUCCUGAAGCCUGCAGCAAAUUCCGUCUCCAUGUUCUCAAACGAGAAGCCACCGUUCUGGAGGCAGCUGUUGUGCUCAAUGAUACCCUUAAUUACAACCAACGGAUGGUUUACCACUUCCAAAUCGAAGCCACUGAUGGGCCACACAAGACCCAAACCACUUUCGAGGCGAGGGUGAAGGAUGUGCAGGACAAGCCGCCCGUAUUUCAGGGCUCCCUCUCAACGGUUAUUGAUGAGGACAGUCCCAUUAACACCUUGGUUCUUACGGUUCAUGCCCGUGAUGGCGACACUGGGGAACCGAGAAAGAUUGUCUAUGAUCUGAGGACAAAUCCCAAUGACUAUUUCCUGCUGGAUGCCCAGUCUGGGGAACUGCGUACAGCCAAACCAUUAGAUCGAGAAGCUUUAGAGGAUUCUACGGGCAUUAUCUCCUUGGUGAUUCGUGCCCGAGAGCUUGUGAACGGAGUUCCCAGCGAUGAUCCCCUGACAUCUGCUACGGCCAAGGCAACGGUGACCAUUAGGGAUGUAAAUGACUCUCCUCCGGUCUUCAAUCGCAAGGAGUACUCUGUGUCCCUCUUAGAGAACACUCCCCCUGGCACACCACUCGCCCUGGACAUGAGUGUUAGUGAUGCUGAUGUAGGCAUCAAUUCAAAGUUUUCUCUCCGCUUGGAUGACGUAUCCGGAGUAUUCGAUGUGGAACCCAAGCUGGUAACCGGCUACUCACAGGUCAAUAUUCGUGUGGCAAACGGUACUCUGGACUACGAGAACCCCAACCAGCGCAAGUUCAUUGUACUGGUGGUGGCCGAGGAGACAGACACCAAUCCACGGCUCUCAUCCACGGCAACGAUUACGGUCAGCGUUUUAGAUGCCAACGACAAUAAGCCGGUUUUCGAACAGGAGAGCUACUCUGCAUCCGUUUCGGAGGCAGCACUUCCGGGUCAGUACAUCGCCACUAUUACAGCCAGGGAUGUGGACUCUGGAAGUUAUGGUGAUUCCGGCAUUCGCUACAGCCUUUCGGGAACCGGAGCCGAACUUUUCCAUGUCAACGAGCAGACAGGUGUUAUUAGCUUGGCCAAUUGUCAUGGCGAAGGGGAGAGCAGCAGACGCGAACGACGUGAUCUGCAAGAGGAGGAGAUGGAGGAGAACCUGGAAAUGCUAUCGAUGGAUAUGGCACCCAGAGAGAUUGGCACCGAGCCCACCGUCCAGUAUACGUUAAUCACCCAGGCGCCAGAAGAGCAGGCCUCGUCGGUUCCACUAUCAGCUCCAGUUGCACACGCAGCUCCAUCUGGAGUUCCCGCAGCGACUGCUAAUGACUACAAGGCACCGCAGACGUGUCUGGACUACGAAUCGGAGACCACGUACUUCUUGUCAUACAAGGCCACCGACGACAAUGGGCGUGGUUCGGCAUCUGUUGUGUCUCUCCGGAUUUCAGUAACUGAUGCCAACGAUUCACCGCCCAUCUGUGAAAGUCCUUUGUACAGGGCUAGUGUGGAUGAAGGAGCCGUGGUUUUUGAUUCCCCGCUGAUUGUCAAGGCCAGAGAUGCAGACACCAUGUCCAGAAUUAGCUACAGGAUCAGGGGUUCCGAACAGGUUGAGGGAAUCUUCGAUAUUGAUCGAGAGACUGGUCAAAUUACCAUCCGACCUAAUGCCACUCUGGAUGUGACCAAUUUGAAUAGCGAUCAGCUCAUCUUUACUGUGGAGGCCAAUGAUGGACUUUUCUCAGCGCACUGUGGAGUAAACAUAACAGUGCGGGAUGUCAAUAACCACGUUCCCAAUUUUGAGAGUCAGAGCUACAGUGCCGUUGUCGAGGAAAAUUCUGAAAUUGGAACGAGUGUGGAAAGGGUGCAUGCCACUGAUUUGGACACCGGCAAGAAUGCCGAGCUACGUUACCGUAUCCAGCAGGGUAGCUUCGAUGACUUUGGAAUCGAUGAGCGUACCGGUGAAGUGUUUGUCUCCCGGAAACUGGACUUUGAUCGACGCAACACCUAUCAGCUGCAGGUUCAGGCCUCCGAUCUGGGAACUCCUAGUCUUACUGGAACCGCUACACUGACGAUAAACGUCCAGAACAGUAAUGACAAAGAUCCCUACUUUGUACCGGCCACUCAGCAUGCAGAAGUCCGAGCGGAUGCUCCUCCUGACCAACUGGUAUACACUUUAAUUGCCCUCGAUCCCGAUGUGGCCAGCCAUAAUGCCUUGGAGUUUGCCGGCACUGAUGAUAUAACAGCUAUUGAUAAAGAGGGCAAGGAGCUAGCGCAUGACGAUCAGUUCAAGGAGUACUUUAAGAUUGCCAGAAAUGGAAAGGUUUCAGUUAACAAGCAGUUGGAUCGCAAUCUGUUUGCCGUGAUGCGGAUCAAUGUUCUGGUUACGGACAGCACAGCACCCAAUGUCCAGCAGGGUCGAGGUUUGCUAAUCAUACAGAUUAUUGAUGUCAACAAAAAUCCACCACGCUUUAAUGCACCAUGGAGUGUAGAACAGCCGCAGAUCAAGCUGCAGAUGGUAGAGGAGCAACCUGUGGGCACCGUGCUGACCACUCUUCAGGCCACCGACGAGGAUUCUAGUAUUGGAGAAUUUAAUAUUAGUGCCAACGACUAUUUUGCCAUAAAUCAGACCAGCGGAGUUAUCUACACAAUUGCCCGACUUGAUUACGAAGCAGUUAAGGAAGUCAAAUUCCAAGUCACUGUUAGUGACACGGGGGUGCCCGCCUUGACAGCCACCGCUGAUGUGGUGGUGGAUAUUAUAAACCUAAAUGAUAAUGACCCUAAGUUCUCUCAAUCUGAUUAUUACUUCAAUGUCACGGAGAACUCACCUCGAGGAACGGUGGCGGGAAAAGUCGAGGCACAAGAUGGAGAUGUGGGCGUCUUUGGAGAGAUCACAUACACAUUAAUUGGGGAGAAUAACAAAUACUUUAGCAUUGAUGCCUAUACUGGCAACGUAAUGGUAGCCAACUCUUCGAUUCUAGAUCGGGAGCAGAUCAAGGAGCUCACACUAUCGGUUGUGGCCCAGGAUAAGGCUCCCGCCGCUGUUCAGAAAUCGGCCACGGCAACGAUCCACAUUAAUAUCUUGGAUGUAAAUGAUAAUGCUCCUGUUUUUACGCGAGAUAUCUAUAACUCCACAGUGGCAGAAAAUGCCGCCUAUCAGCCACCUGCCGCCCUUCUCCAAGUGCAAGCCAUUGACCAGGAUGAGGGUCUGUAUGGCGAUGUACGCUAUAUCAUCACGGCUGGCAACGAGAUGGCUCUUUUCAAGCUUGACGCCCAGUCGGGCAUUGUAUAUCCAGCGCAGAGUUUAUCUGGGAAACAUGGAGCCUACGAGUUGACUAUUUCGGCACGUGAUACCCAGGGAUCGGGCACCAUGGAGAGCACAGCCAAAGCGAUUAUCACAGUGCUUAGGGUUAACCGCCACAAGCCGGAGUUUGUUAUACCCGCACUAUCCAAUGCCACCAUUGAGAUACCUGGUGAUAUAGUACAGCCGGAUUAUCUACUGCUCACCGUUAAAGCAAUGGAUAAUGAUACGGAAGAGAACGGCAAGAUCAGUUACCACCUUCAAGUGAAUAACCGAAAUGAGCAGCAGACCGGGGAGUUUAAGAUCGAUGAGGUGACAGGUGAAUUGCGAGCCAGGACGCAGCUGAACCGCAAAAACCGAGCUAACUACGAUAUCAUCCUGGUGGCCCGAGACGCAGGUAACCCUCCGUUUGAAUCGCUACGCCUUCUUAGCGUCAGCAUUGUGGAUGCCAACGAAAACCGUCCAGAGUUCCCCGAUGCCUCCAAUCCUUAUAAGGUGUCAAUCAACGAGAACAGCGGUCGUGAUGUGAAAAUUGGACACAUUCAAGCGGCUUCAAGGAGCAAGCAUAACAGGGAUAUAUUCUACUAUAUGCUUUUGGGCAAUGAAGAUGGUGCCUUCUAUGUUGACAAGCUGAAGGGUGACAUUUACACAAACAAGAGUCUUGAUCGCGAAGAAACGGAUGUUUACACUUUGUACAUCCUUGCCAGCAUCAAAGCGGAUCUGCAUAUCUCAGAAGAGGAACGCGCCGCAUUCUCCAUCAAGACACUAAAUCGGGAUAACACAGUCGCCAAGGUAGCGAUCACAGUGUUGGAUGUGAAUGAUAAUCCUCCAGUGUUUGAGAAGCCCAUCUACUAUGCCGGUGUAAAUGCGAAUGCCAAGAUGGGCGCAGCUAUAACUCUGGUAAAUGCUACAGAUGCGGAUCAGGGCAAGAAUGCCAAGAUUGAGUUUAUGAUCGUCGCCUCAAAUUUGUAUAAAUUUGGAGCCACCAAAGCUACUGGCUCGAUUGUUCCCAGCCCGUUUGCCAUUUCACAAGAUGGACGCAUCUCAGCAAACACGAUCAUGGCCGAGUACAACCAAGACCGUUUCGAACUUGAGAUUGUGGCUAGGGAAGUAGAGCAACCUCAGCGAUCAGCUAGCACUAAAGUUAAUAUCUGGGUCUUUGAUGGCACUCAAUUGGUGCGAGUAAUUUUAUCCCGUCCGCCAGAAGAAGUUUAUCAGGAGCAAGAGGAGAUCAUUGCAGAGUUACGCAAUGCCACCCAGCAUCGCAUUAUCGUGGAUGAGAUUCGAUUCCAUUUGGACUCGAUUGGUCGCAUCCGUAUGGACUGGUGUGAUCUGUACUUCCAUGCUGUGGACCCUCAGACCCAGCAGAUUGCUCCAGUCGAUGAGAUUCUCAAGGAUAUCGAUAGGAACUACGAUUAUCUGAAGGAUUACUAUGCUGGCUUUGCUAUUGAGAAUGUGGUUCCCGCCUACAUAGCCAUUGUGCAGGAUGAGUUUGAUUUAGCUGUGGCUGGACUAGUAGCCCUGGUCAUCGUCCUUUUUGUAGGCGUUAUUAGUUUUAUUGUCCUGUGCUGUUGUCUGAAGCACUGGAAUCUGUCUGUUCCUGUAGAGACGCGUCGUAAGGAGGCCCUGAUUAAAAAACAGAUAAUCGAGGACCUCAACACUACCGAAAAUCCGCUAUGGAUAGAACAAAAACUGAAACUUUAUGAGGAACAGGAGCUGACCAUGCAGGUCUUCUCAGAGCCCGAUCACAUCUCGAACUCUGAGACGCAAGGUCACUUGGACCAUCGCAGCUCGCUUGAGCAGGUCCAUCAUGUGGGUCAAUCGGUGGAUAAUACAUAUGCCACCAUUCAGCCGCGUAAUAAUCAAAAUCGCAUUACUGGUAGCGGAGGUGCCGGUGGUGGAUCGAUGCGCAGCGGGGGAGGCGCUAGCGCUGGAGGUAUAGGUGGUGCUGGCUUGUUACUAGCCCGCGUUGAUCCGCACAUGAAUGAGUUCGCGGAUUAUGCCACGUUGCGAAACAAUCGGGCGCCAUCGCUGUACGAGUUCACAGGAUCCACUUUCCAGGCACCCAUCCGGGAUGGAGAUGAUGCUGUGGCCGAGCUGAUCUAAGCCUCGCUGGGAGCUGCUGCCCAAAAAGAUGUGUAAAUUAUGUAGUAGCCUGUGUAUCUGUGUAAUAGACAAGCCCUUGCCGUGGUUUAGUUCAACCGAAUCUGUUCUGUUGCAUCUUUGAGUUCGCCGUUGUGUUAACACCAACAAUAUACUAGACACGUACAUAGCACAUAUAAUUACUUAUAUACAUAGCGUAGUUGUAUCUGGUAAGCCAGCGUUUAUCUAGAACUCAAGUAACCAGGUUAGAGAGCCAGGAGCUAAAAACAGAACUACAAGAACCCAUAGAGGAAAUUCUCCCGCAUAAAUAAUGACAAUAAUAUAUAUGUACUAUUAUAUAUUGACAAUGUCUAGCCGUAAUGAAACGAUAUGAAUAUGUAAGAGUUACUAAUGUACAUCUACAUCUGCAUCUACAGAAUUCAGUCCAAUCGAAUACUUCCGCGAUAUUAGUUUUAAUGGCGACCAAAUGCGUCUACAGCCUAAGUUGUAUCACUGAAAAAGACUAAAUUAUUUGCUCUUCCAAUUCCGUACUAUGUUUAGUUUUGUCGCUAACAUUUAGUUACUUAGAUCUUAGUUUAAUUAGCCAAACUUGCUCAUACUCAUAAGUUCAUAUGUUAAGUUGGAGAGAAUUGGAAACGUGCAACGAACUAAGUUACUUUUGACCCCUGUUCGAAUCCUCACGGACAGAGCCAGAAACUCAUUUAUGUUUGCAUUUACAUUAAACAUAUUAUACAAAUAA
Drosophila eugracilis is the source of this 7334-nucleotide messenger RNA. RefSeq names its product cadherin-87A. Gene Ontology annotation, biological process: homophilic cell-cell adhesion. Lineage: Eukaryota; Metazoa; Arthropoda; Insecta; Diptera; Drosophilidae. Gene Ontology annotation, molecular function: calcium ion binding. The record is from RefSeq and is a predicted model, not a curated record. Gene Ontology annotation, cellular component: plasma membrane.